AUGUCUGAACUCCGUCGAAAGGCCCUCGGUAGCGGUAAAACGGUAUCUCGAAAAGCUCAGUCUCGCGCUUCAUCAGCCGCCUCUUCUCGUGCAAAUUCACGCACAACUUCUCGCGCGGGUUCUCGGGCCGCCUCUAGAGCUGGCACCGAUGAUGAAGGCGGCGACCUAAGUGACGAAACAAAUUUCAGUCUCGGAUCUGUCGACGAACUUGCCGCCCUCGAUGACGACGAUGAAACCUCAAAAGGCUGGCAGGAGGAGCUAGGUGACCGAAUGAUGGAGAUUACAGAGAGAAAAAAGAGUAGCUUUGCAGGCAGAGAGGAGGCGUUCGCUGCUUAUAUCCAGAUUCUGUCGGCAAAGUAUGCGAAGGAGGAGAUUUACUCCAAGAAGGCCGAUCUUAUCGACUCCAUGGCGAGGAGUAUCAAGAACGGGCGAACAGAGAAGGAGGGGAUUUUGGCUACAAAGGCUCUUGCGAUUACAAUAAUCACCGACCCAACCGAAGAUCUUUUUCACAAACUUCAAACUACUUUAUGCAGACAAAUAACAGACAACGCCUCCCUUCCUCUCAAAUCUCUCUUGAUUCAUACUCUUGGCGCAGCAACCUUCUACGGUGGGGCCGCUCUCUCUGAGACUGAAGAAAUAAUGAAUUUCCUCCUUGAGAUAAUCGAAUCUGAUGGCCACAAUGUUGGCGCUGGGGACGAUGAAGGCGUUGUAACUGCGGCGCUUGAGGAAUGGGGGAGUUUAUGUACCCAACUCGAAGACGCCGAGGCAAUUACCAGCUUAUCUAUUGAUACUUUAGUGGACCAACUUGAUUCAAGUGAAAUAUCGGUACAGAUUGCCGCCGGCGAGAAUAUUGCGUUGUUAUAUGAGAAGAGUUAUACUUUGGCCGAAGAGGACGAACUUGACGACCCCAACGAACAUAAGAAAUUUAUCCAGCGAUAUGUCCCAUACCCGCGUCAUGACAGCCUCCUCGAGAGCCUGCAAAGAUUAUCUUCAGGGUCCAAGAAACAUCUUUCAAAGAGAAACAAAAAAACACAACACUCUGCCUUUGCGGACAUUCUCCAUUCCGUUGAGAACCCACUGAAGGGACCACGUUAUAGCGAAGCACUCGACAAGAAUGACCGUGUCCGUGGAUCUCGCAUGACAGUGCGAGUACAUAGCAAGGGUGUAUUGAGGGUAGAUCGAUGGUGGAAAUUGCAUAGGCUGCAGUUCUUGAGACGUGUGCUACAGGGUGGCUUCUUAAAUCAUUGGGUGGAAAAUCCAGUUAUCUUUGAGAGCUUGAGUUUAUUUGUGGAAGAGUGUUAG
Molecule: messenger RNA, 1302 nt
Organism: Morchella sextelata
Lineage: Eukaryota; Fungi; Ascomycota; Pezizomycetes; Pezizales; Morchellaceae
Exons: 4
Coding region: 1-1302 (433 amino acids)
Source: RefSeq, a predicted model, not a curated record